UCUUCAUCUGAGUCUUUAUUGCUAUUAGGCCUGAAAGGCUUUCUGUUUUUAGCCUGUGUGUUUCAAAGGCCUGAGAUGGGUUCUUGCUGUUACAUCCUCGAUUCCCUGGAGGAAUUUAAGGCUAUUACAGCUAUGUUGUACCUUUUGGUUUGCCUAUUGGGUUUGGAUUCUUCCUCUCGGAGUCAUUUCAUAAAAGGCCCCAGGCUUCUUUGUCAUUCCGGUUUCUGCAGCAAUCUGCAACACUACAUGUGAAGAACAAGUGAGACAGUGUGGUGUGUUUAACGGUUGAAUAGGGAGGAACAGAAGAAACACUUAGAUUUGGUGCGACUGUUUUCAUAAUAGCAGCAUCAACAUCUAGUGCAAGUAGGAGCCCAUUACACAUGGAAGCUGCAACCUGUAACUUAAUUCCGUACCCAGCACCUCUAGCUACAUAUGAGGUGGUUGCAGCUAAUCCAAAGCUGUUCAUGUCAACUUUGGAAAUGCUUCACGCUGCAAUGGGAACCAAGUUUAUGAUCCCUAUAAUAGGAGGAAAAGAGUUAGACUUGCAUCGACUGUUUGUGGAGGUAACUUCCCGUGGUGGUAUGGCAAAGAUCGUUAGAGAUAGAAGAUGGAAGGAAGUUACAGCUGUAUUCAACUUCCCCUCCACAGCUACAAAUGCUUCUUUUGUGCUGCGAAAAUAUUAUAAUUCAUUGCUUCUCCACUAUGAGCAAAUUUACUAUUUCAAAGCUCAAGCAUGGAAUCCGCUCGCAUCAGAUAUAUCACAGAACCCUAACAUGACACCUGGUCCAGCUCCACGGGGAGGAACCAAACGAAAAUCAACUGAAGCUCAGACACCUUUGCUUCAGCAGCCACAGAUCAUCCCAGAGAUUCCUGGAGCCGGGACACCAGCAAUGCCAGACAAUGAUACUGUGUCAGGGACUAUAGAUGGGAAAUUCGAUAGUGGUUAUCUUGUUACAGUCACUAAAGGAACACAGACGUUAAGAGGUGUACUGUAUCAGAUUGCAGAGAACCCAGUAAUUCUGCAAGGCCCACCGAAUUAUAGCUUGGUGGUCAGCACAAACAACAGUGCCUCAGCUGUACCUGUUCCCCAUCGUCGUCGCCGGAGGAAGAAAUCUGAGAUAAAAAGGAGGGAUCCUGCUCACCCAAAACCGAACAGAAGUGGGUAUAACUUUUUCUUUGCCGAACAGCAUGCAAGGUUGAAGCCACUUCAUCCGGGGAAGGAUAGAGAGAUAAGUAGAAUGAUAGGCGAACUCUGGAACAAAUUGAAGGAGUCUGAUAAAGGAGUAUAUCAAGAGAAAGCAGUGAAAGAUAAGGAGAGGUACCGAUUAGAAAUGGAGGAAUACCGGGAGACAUUGAAGGCAGCUCAAGUCAUCAGUGAUGCAGUCCCACUACAGCAGAGGUAUCCUGAAGCAGAUGCUAGUUUGCCAGAAUCAGAAUCAAAGAUUGAAGAAAAUGAGCCUGGAGAGUCUCCAGAAACUGCAGAUGAAAGUAGUGAGAGUAGUUUUAGCGAAUCAGAGAAGUGAUCUCCAAGGUAAUCAGUGCAAGAAUGAUGUGGUUGUAGAGGCAUCUAUAGGAGUCGACUAAUUUUUUUUCUGAAGAUAUAUGCUGAUGAGGGUUCAUCCACCACAGUGGAGAGUAUAUCUGGUGGUGAAAAGAAGCCUGAGGUAGUAUUCUUACAGAGGAAUUUAAAAACCAUUAGCUAAUGAAGAAGGUUAAAUGUUUGUUUUAUGACAAAAGUAGGAUCAGACUUUUCAUUGCUUUUACAGUGUUUCUUGAGUAUUGUUCUACCCUUUGUUUUUCUUCGUCUUUGAAUUAUCUUUCUUUUUAGUUGUAAAA
Argentina anserina (silverweed cinquefoil) is the source of this 1836-nucleotide messenger RNA. Its product is annotated as high mobility group B protein 15. The record is from RefSeq and is a predicted model, not a curated record. Lineage: Eukaryota; Viridiplantae; Streptophyta; Magnoliopsida; Rosales; Rosaceae. Gene Ontology annotation, molecular function: DNA binding. Bases 381 to 1523 code for a protein of 380 amino acids. The transcript has 7 exons.